GUAGACGAAAAGAAAUACUCUAAUUUGUUUUAAAUUUACUUAUAGUUUAUGUGGUUUUUUAACUAGAAAAGUACCAGGUGCAAUGAGUAAUAAAAACUGCUGUCUAACCUGCCUUAGUACCAGCAAAGAAACACGGAAUAUUCACACAGCAAUAUCCAUAUCAGGAGAUGAUAUUCGUCUCUCUGAUAUUUUGCUUAAUUUCUACAAUUUUAAGAUCCCAGAUGACGGCGAACCAUACCCAGAAAAUAUUUGUAUCUCGUGCGUUCACCAACUGACUAUAACAUAUUCCUUCAAAAUUCUCAUAGAUUCUUCAUUUAAAACCCUAUCAGAAAACCUAUGCCAAGCAGAAUCUGAUAAUGAUUACAACGAGUAUUCCUAUGAAUCAGAAGAUGAACCGAUUAAGCUUCCGCCAAAAAGCAGUUUUACGGCUAAGAAAGUACACCAACGGAAGUCAGUCAAAAUGGAAUUGGUUAAAGAGGAGCCAAAACCCUUAUUCUGUGUGGAAUGUAAGAGCCAGUACUUCUCAGUACAAGCUCUGAACGAGCACUGCAUGAACAACCAUCCUGUCAGAUCCACCGUGGGCAGAGAUUGUGAGUAUUGCAGUGAGAAAUUCGAUGACUUCAGAUCCCUGGCCCGUCACAGGAAGCUGCACCUCAAGCCAUAUCUUUGUGAGAAUUGCUGGGAAGGUUUCUUCACAACCGAUGACCUGUCUACACACUCAUGCUUGAGGAAGGAUAAGAGCAGUGAGCUAGAAAAGCCAGACAGAGCUUUAAGGCAAUGUGACCAGUGUGGGAAGUCAUACCCUCCGGGGUACAUCAAGAACCACAUGCUGACGCACAGUGACGACCGCCCGUUCCACUGCAAACUAUGUCCAAAGAAAUUUAAAGUAAGUGGCGGCCUUCACUCUCACAUACUAUGGAACCACAAGAGAACUCGCAACCACAAAUGUGAGAUAUGCAAUGCUACAUUCAUCUCGUCUAGCUCUAGAAGCUCACAUAUACGAAAAAACCAUUUGAAGGAAAAAAAAUAUGCAUGUAAGUGUAGUAAACGAUUCUUUUCUAAGUCGGAGCUUGAGAGGCAUAUGCUGACACAUACAGGAGUGAAGAAUUUCCAUUGCCAUCUGUGUGACAAAUCAUAUCAGACUCGAUAUGGCUUGAAUGUACAUUUGAAGUCACAUUCACAAAUGAGUUCUCAAAUGAAUUUAAAUGUACUGAGUUUGUAAAGCUUUUUAACUCAGGAUCUUAUAAUUUAAUGGGUGCCACAAAUGAGUUGAUAAAUAUGAUACUUAUUUCAGUUACUUUAUUAUUGCUCUGGAAAUGUGUAAGUAAAGUAGGUUUGAAAUAUUUCUU
Molecule: messenger RNA, 1349 nt
Organism: Plutella xylostella (diamondback moth)
Lineage: Eukaryota; Metazoa; Arthropoda; Insecta; Lepidoptera; Plutellidae
Product: zinc finger Y-chromosomal protein 2
Biological process (GO): regulation of DNA-templated transcription
Cellular component (GO): nucleus
Molecular function (GO): RNA polymerase II cis-regulatory region sequence-specific DNA binding; zinc ion binding; DNA-binding transcription factor activity, RNA polymerase II-specific
Source: RefSeq, a predicted model, not a curated record